Messenger RNA from Letharia columbiana, 246 nucleotides. RefSeq lists its product as uncharacterized. Gene Ontology annotation, molecular function: metal ion binding. Lineage: Eukaryota; Fungi; Ascomycota; Lecanoromycetes; Lecanorales; Parmeliaceae. The record is from RefSeq and is a predicted model, not a curated record. The coding region runs from base 1 to 246 and encodes 81 amino acids. The transcript has 2 exons. Gene Ontology annotation, biological process: protein histidyl modification to diphthamide.
AUGUCUUUCUACGAUGAGAUAGAGAUCGAAGACAUGACCUAUCACGAGUCCACAACACUCUACACCUACCCAUGCCCAUGUGGCGACCAGUUCGAGAUCUCGCUCUCCGAUCUCCGCGACGGCGAGGAAGUCGCAGUCUGCCCCAGCUGCAGUCUGAUGAUCAAGGUUAUAUUCGAAGCAGACAACCUGCCUAAGGGAGAUGGCGACGGUGCAACGACGGCAGCGCCAGUGGAAGUUGUAGCUUGA